Rhopilema esculentum is the source of this 2902-nucleotide messenger RNA. RefSeq names its product winged helix repair factor 1. NCBI's taxonomy places the organism in Eukaryota, Metazoa, Cnidaria, Scyphozoa, Rhizostomeae, Rhizostomatidae. The record is from RefSeq and is a predicted model, not a curated record. Gene Ontology annotation, biological process: positive regulation of Ras protein signal transduction.
CUGGGGGUGGGGAGGGGGGCAAAUCAAAGACAACUAAAAGAUUUUGCAUAAAGCUCAUUUCUUUUGUGAGACGAAAGGUAAUCACGCCAAAAGUGAGUUGUUAUGCUGUAGGCUACAUCAGGGGUGGAAAUUGUAGGGAUGUGGAUGGGCAAGGAUCCCCCAGAUAAACAAUUGUUAGUUUCUAAAAGUUUUUGUCUAUGAAGUAAGGAUUUAAGUCAGUUCUGUAGUGGAAAGUAUAGAAAUGGGAAAAACCUGUUUUAGUAGAAAUGGAGUAUUUGUUACUUUACUUUAAUCAGAUAUUUGUCAGUUGAGUCCAUACCUUCAUAAUGCUCUGUCAAAAACAUUACACCAGGUGCAUGAUUACGAGGCUCAAUGGAAACGACAACUACAUGAAAAGUAGGCCUUGUACAUAAUCAGCUGUUUUUAACUUGAUGAUAUCCUAAACAAGAAUGGAAAAGGAAGAAAUAUAGGUUGUAUUUUCAUAUGUCAGCGAUGUUGCGUGGGUCUUUAUCAGGAAUUGGAAAACCCAGGAAACGGAAGUUCAACGACAGUUUCCUUACUGAAAUUACACUCGAGCCGUUGCCCGAAAUUCCAAAUGAUACGAAGGCAGUUCUUGAUCACCUAACCCAGAUGUUUCCAAGAGAAAAAUUUGCUUUCAAGCUACCACCUAUCGUGAUGAAGCACCAGCUUUAUAGUAUCUUAGAGGAUAAAACUGUUGUUGACAGGGAAUUGAACUCGCUAAGGGACAAUGGUAGCAUUCGGUUUUUUAAACUCGAUUCAGGAACGGAUGAAUUUGCAAUUAUUUACACUCAAGAUUAUGUGGACCACGUGAAAGCUUGUGCCGGUGCACGAGGUCAUGGGGAAAAUCCUCUAGUCCAGAAAUUUUUAACUUCAGUCCUGCCAGAAAUAAAAGACGUCAGUAUUCAAAAGGAAAAGACAAAGGAGGUUAUUUUAAAUGAUCAAAUGGUCACAGUGCUGGUCAAUCUAGGUGUUCUUAAUGUCAGAGAUGUUAAAAGCUGGUGGAUAUCUAUUCCUGGUAGUGCUUUGUUUAUGAAAAGUCUUUUUGCUGGGCGGAAAGCUGUUUUAUCCUUAAUAAGAAAAAGAAAAUUCAAAGAGAUUUUUGAAAUGGAGCUUGAACAACGAAAUAUCAACUAUCAUUCAAAACUUGGUAUGAAGUAUCACAUUCAUGAUUUAAUUGGGGCUGACUUACUUACCCGAGUUCCAACUACUGGUGGUGUUAUUUUGAGAUAUACGGGAGCUGAUACCAAAAGGGCUAGAACAAAGAAGGUCACAUCAAAAUCGAUUUUGUAAAUGUAGAUUAGACUAGCAAUCCAACAUUCACAGCAACACCCUUGUUGUGUUACCAGCCACAUUACCAAAAAGGAAUUAAUAGUUUUAGCCUACCUAUCCAUAGAAAAAGAAACCAAGGGUGCAGAGUAUAUACCCCAUUCUAUGUCAAAACUUUGAAACUACAAAGUCAGUCCUGAUGAAAUGUUAUGCUUGAAACAUGGUCCUUUUCUUUCAUUCAUGUACAAAUUCCCUAUUUAAUUUUAACAGAGUGCACCUUUGUAAUCUGGAGUUGUCACUUGCAAUAGGGACAUAGACAUAAUCUGUCUGAAGAUUUCAUGGACAGAACCUCAUAGACAGAAUAUUGAGCAUUAGCCAAUCAGAUAGUAGUUUUUCUAUUUGAAGAAAUAGCGCAUGGCAGGGUUCCAAAAUAUGUGUUAACACCUUGUUCAGGUGUCAUCAAGUAUUUGCUCAUAGAUAACUGUUUGCAUAAAAGCUCCAUGUGGUACCUAUACAACACAUUGAACAUGUAACAUUGAUUAUCAGUCAAUAUACCUCUGCUUUUAGGCAUUUUACUAACACACAAUACAUUUAGAGUUGGUUAACUUUUUUAAAAUAUGAAGUAAAUUAUACUAAGUGUGUUGACACUAAGAGUUUUCUGUACUAUGCUAGAGUUUGUGUUUUUGUUACUUUGUCUCUGGAAGCUAACUGUGUUUGAUGUGCUUUACUGACACAGUUUUGAUGCCAAGUUUGUAAUCCUUUCAACUGUUUAUGAUAGUUUACCUGGGCACAUUGCUUUGAUAGCUCUGUCUUGAAUUCUUUCCAUGUGUCCAUCAGCUAAUUAAGUAAAUCUAAUGUUGUUUAUCUUAACUUUUUUGUAUUGAGUUUGACUUUAAGUUUGGAAUGAAUUUCUGAAAUUGAUGCUUGUAAAGUUAUUAAUUCCUAAGUGUAAAAUGUACACAAAAAUGAUACGAAAAUUUUAGCAAUAGAAAUUCUUUUAAAAGCUCUCAAUUAGUUGUUAUCAAUGGGGCUGGAAUUUGUUGGUGAGCAAAUAUCUUAUAUUUUCAACCUCCCUAGUAUAAAACCCUAGUAAAAAAAGUAACCAUUUUUCGUGGAGGAUGAUACUUGUAUGAAUUUGACCACCAAAGGUGUUCAAGAAUUUUCUCAAACUUUGGCAGAUCAUUGAUUUUUUGUAGUUUUGCUGUCAUAUAAGCAAAUCUUAAUACAAAUGAUCUAGCAAAUUACCAAAAUGACAAAAGAGCAAGCUCUGUCAAUAACACGUCCUGUCCUUAGCAAAAGAGAGAUGCUUAUCUGAACAAAUAUCUUAUACUUUUAAGAAGUGGAUUUACAAAGUGGCAGAAAUUAAAAGCCAUGAUGUGGCGAGGUACCCUUCAACCCAAAAAGUGGCGGAUUUAAUGGGGGGCAACUAGGGGCAGUUGCCCCUCCCUCGACGAGUCUGGCGCCCCCUUUUGGAAAUUGUGCGCCCCUUUUGAAAAAUGAGAAUCAGGUGAAAAAGUUUCUGAGACCGAUAGGUUAAUUUGCUUCAACGAUUACCUCAAAGUUAUGUUGUUUAUUCUGAAAUACAGCGUACUCUCGUCACCAAUUUAUGAAAAUU